AUGGUUUUGGCUCAAGCUCCUCUAAGGCUUGCCUUGGAGCGAAAUCCAGCUGGUUUUGGGCUUAUAAAUCCUGGUUUUAAGCAGCUUCAAGACCGUGAGGAGCUGACAAAACAUCCGGUGGGAGGGUAUGAUAGUAUCUCUUAUUGGGGAGCCCAUAUCAAAAUAUGCCCCCUUUCACCUACCAUCUGUAGGAAACCAUUUGGCAAUGCUGCAAGCCAAUUUAAGCCUUGGACUAAUCCAGGCCGAACCGCCCAUCAGAACGGUUGGUCGCUAUUGGCUAGCCCGCAAGCCAUCUCCAGAAAUUUGGACUCGUUUACAGCUGCAAUGCUUCCAAAGCUCACGUAG
Dovyalis caffra is the source of this 345-nucleotide messenger RNA. NCBI's taxonomy places the organism in Eukaryota, Viridiplantae, Streptophyta, Magnoliopsida, Malpighiales, Salicaceae. The record is from the annotation of a GenBank genome assembly.